Molecule: messenger RNA, 3196 nt
Organism: Myripristis murdjan (pinecone soldierfish)
Lineage: Eukaryota; Metazoa; Chordata; Actinopteri; Holocentriformes; Holocentridae
Product: pbx/knotted 1 homeobox 2
Exons: 11
Coding region: 100-1569 (489 amino acids)
Biological process (GO): regulation of DNA-templated transcription
Molecular function (GO): DNA binding
Source: RefSeq, a predicted model, not a curated record
UCGUGUGGAGAGCUGAAUCCCGGGCCUCAGAGCAGACACCCAAACUGAAAGCUGCUGUGUUGCUGUGGGCAAAGUAACUUCUCGAUGUGAAGCUAUCCCAUGAUGCAACAUGUGUCCCCAGCACCAGCAGUGACAAUGAUGGCCACCCAGAGCGUUCCUCCACCAUCAUACCAGGAGAGCCAACAGAUGACGGGCACCACUCAGCAGAGUACCAAGACCCAACAGGUCCAUAUCCCAGCAGCCUCUGCAGCAGGAACCACCGCUGUCAGUGUGACCCUUGACCCCCAGGCCCAGCUGGAGUCUGACAAGAGGGCCGUUUACAGACAUCCAUUGUUCCCCCUGCUGGCGUUGCUAUUUGAGAAAUGCGAGCAGGCCACACAGGGAUCUGAGUGCAUCACGUCGGCCAGCUUCGACGUGGACAUUGAAAACUUUGUGCACCAACAGGAGCAAGAUCACAAACCCUUCUUCAGUGAGGAUCCAGAGCUGGACAACCUGAUGGUGAAGGCCAUUCAGGUGUUGCGGAUCCACCUGCUAGAGUUAGAGAAAGUCAAUGAGCUCUGUAAGGACUUCUGCAAUCGUUAUAUCACCUGCCUCAAAACGAAAAUGCACAGCGACAACCUUCUCCGCAAUGAUCUUGGAGGACCUUAUUCUCCCACGCAAACCUCUCUCGGCAUGCAACAGGAACUAAUUCAGACCUCCUCUCCAUCCAUGACCUCUGUCUCCAGCUCUGUUAACCCUUCAGGGAUUGUGGUACCUGCCGGGGGUCUGCAACAGGGCAAUGUCGCCAUGACUACCAUCAACUCCCAGGUGGUGUCAGGUGGGACCCUGUACCAGCCGGUUGCCAUGGUGACAUCGCAAGGGCAAGUGUUAACACAGGCAUUGCCCCCGGGAACCAUCCAGAUCCAGAACUCGCAGGUAAACUUGGACCUGUCGUCCCUAUUGGACAGCGAAGAUAAGAAGUCCAAGAAUAAGAGGGGUGUCCUGCCCAAGCACGCCACCAACAUCAUGCGCUCCUGGCUCUUCCAGCAUCUCAUGCAUCCCUACCCAACAGAAGAUGAGAAAAGGCAGAUUGCGGCACAAACUAGUCUAACCCUGUUGCAAGUGAACAACUGGUUUAUCAAUGCCCGUAGGCGUAUCCUCCAACCCAUGCUGGAUGCUAGCAACCCAGACCCAGCUCCUAAAGCAAAGAAGAUGAAGUCCCAGCACCGUCCCACGCAGCGCUUCUGGCCCGACUCCAUUGUGGCUGGUGUUUUGCAGACGCACAGAUCUCAAACGGGCAACAACUCGGACAACCCGCUGAACAUGGACGGCCUCCAGCCACUGUCCUCAGACUCAGCCACCCUGGCCAUGCAGCAAGCCAUGCUGGGAGCCGACGACUCCAUGGACGGCACCGAGGAGGAGGAAGAGGAAGAGGAGGAGGAAGAGGAGGAAGGGAUGGAGGAGGAAGAGGAUGACGAGGAUGGAGAGGAGGAAAACAACAGGGGCAGACAAAUGGCCAGUGGCGGAGGAGGAGGAGGAGGAGGAGGAAGGAGAGAUCUGAGUAUGGAGCACAGAGAUGAACUGGAGUAGUAAGAGAGCGGGAAAUGACGAUGUGGACUUCGAAACCUCAGUGUCUCCGUGAAAAGACAAACGCUAUCCCAUUUCAAACUCAACCAGGCCGGCUCUAAUGUCAAGUGACACUCGAGAGCGUUCAAGGGCAUAUUAGGUUUUCUACAGAUUCAUCAAAAGACUCUUAUAGACUCUUCUGAAGAGCCAUCGUGGAGUCUGGCAGACACAGCGAACAUCACGAUCAUGAUUAUAAAGGAAAAAUGUUACUUUGAUGAUGAAUAUGUGUUGUGUCAUAAUACCGCAGUACCUGCUCAUACAGUGAGCUCCGUAUAUAUUUGGAAGGCAGAACAUUUUCACUCUGUACUCUUAUUAUUUAUGAAAGCAAAUAACUAUAACUAAUACUAAUGCGGACUGUCAGUUUUAAAUUGAAGAUAUUCUUAACCCCGCAGAACGUCGGUGCAUUUGAUGGUUAUUUCCUCCGACAUUGAAGUUAUUCAUGCCAACUUUUAAGCUCUGUAGGAGAGGCGUGACGUUUUGAGGCUGUUUUGACGGAUCGGACACAGUUGAAUUAUUACAGAGACACAGCGACAUGAAAAAAAGAAAAAAAAAAAAACGCUGGACAGGAGGACGUGGUGUGACAAGACAUGACGAGUCUGGCGAUGUUUUAAUGCAAUCUGCUCAAAUACUUUGGCAUCUCAGAAUGGGAAACCGCGCACAAAAAAAGGGCUUUAGUCGAUUUGUUAUUAGUAAAAAGCACCCUCAAAUUAAAGCUGUCAGUCUGCACUUUGCAGUUAAUAUGGCAUUUUGCAUCCCAAACAAUAGGAGCGUGGAGCCCAAAGAAAAGAAAAGUACAGCUGUCCAAAUAUGUGAGGAGCUCACUGUGUUUGCUGGCUUCCACUGUUUGGACAUCAUUCACGCCUUUUUAAUGACUCAUAGGUUCUCAGGUUGAACAACACUUUUGAUUCGGCGUGUUUCUUCGUCAGGAAUGAAACACUGACUCAUUGCUGCAACAAAUCUUUUCAAGCAUGACUUUUGAAGUAAUGUUGAUUUUUUUUUCUUCUUCUUCUUCUUCUUCUUCUCCCAUGAGGCAAAAAAAGAAACUGAAGUAAACCAGUGUAUACUGACUGCACAAAGUAUGUAUAUUGGAUUUUUUCAUAUGUUUGCGUUCUGGUGUUGAAGGGUUUGCAUAUUUAUUCGGUUUUUAUUUUUUUCUCAAUAUCAAAGGGGGGGCUCGACUUAAGUGACAAAGACAAUGUCAGUUGCUUCUGCGUUUUCAGAUAUGGCAAAGGAGAAAGUUUCUGAAUGAGGCUAGUUCUUAAAAGAUCUGGUGGCCAUGCACAUACUUUUCUUCAACCAUCAACUGUUCCAAAAAUUGCUUGUGUAUUUUUGUGACUUGGGAUAAUUCUGUCCCAAAAAGAGAAAAAAACGAAAAAAAAAAAAAAAAAAAAAAAAGAACUUGGCAAACACUGCCAGUGACUACAAAAACUUUCUCAUCAUCAUCUCAACGAAGAUAGAAAUCACACAAACCAAGGGAGAGGCAAUGACUUUGGAAUUCCCUACUUCCAGAUCCAAUGUCGUUCACUGACAAACUCUCUCAAGGAGGAACAUUUUGAGGGAAACGAGCAAGAGACAAAAAAAAAAAAAAAAA